Molecule: messenger RNA, 4202 nt
Organism: Ectocarpus sp. CCAP 1310/34
Lineage: Eukaryota; Phaeophyceae; Ectocarpales; Ectocarpaceae
Source: the annotation of a GenBank genome assembly
ACUUCGCGAGGCACGACAUUCCAGACAACUGCACGAGGGAUGAGAGGGGCGAAAUCGGUUACAGCGGUGAUGGCUUUGUCACAGGGCUCAGCGCGAGCCUUUCGGACAGCGGUCGUUGCCGGGCUGUCUAGGCGGACUUCUUCGGCAGCGGCGGUGGUGGUGAACCGGGCGCCGGCCUCGAAUGCUGUGCCGUACUCGUGGGCGGCGCGGCCACUGAGUAUUUUGCGAGCGGGGGCCACUCCUGACAACGUGGAAAUCGAAGACGGCGACCAAGAGGAGAGCGACGAGAGCGGCGAGGGCGACAGGGAAGCGGCAGUGGCGGCCGAAAAGAAGGCCAUCGCGGAGGGGAGGGCGAAGGCGAAGGCGCUGAUGGACGCCACCGACGAGUUCAGGGCAAAGCAGGUGGCGGAAGGACUGCCCGCGGACACACCGCUUCCGCCGUUUUUCUUGCGCGACCUCGAGGCUAACAAGGCCAAGGAGGCGGAGGCGGAGAGGGAGAAGGAGAGACAGGCGGUGCGGUCGAGCAACCCUUACAUGCAACAGGACGGGCUGCCCAAGUUCGAGACUAUCACGCCGGAGGCUGCGAAGGAGGCGUUCGACGUUUUGCUGGAGGAUCUAGAGACGGGUUUUGCCAAGUUUGAGGAGGAUCUCGUCGACUUCACCUCCGGGGAGUCUUGGGGCAAGCAGCGCAUGCGGCAUGACUAUGCCGGGGUGGUGGAGCGCAUGGAGCGCUUGCGCGCCCCCCUGGAGUACGCCUGGGGCGUCAUGUCCCACCUUACGGGGGUAAAAAACAGCGAUCCCCUCAGAGAUGUCCACCAGGAAUUGCAGCCCAAGGUAGUGACGAUUUUCCAGAAGAUGGGGCAGAGCAAGGAGGUCUACGACGCGCUCAACUUUCUACAGGUCCCUGCCUGCCGAAGGCUCAUGACUGAAGCUCAGAUCCGCGUUGUGGAUGCAUCGGUGAAGCAGAUGGAGCUGGGCGGUGUUGGCCUCGAGGGGGAGGCCAAGGAGGAGUUCAACAAGAUCCAGCUCGAGCUCGCGGACCUGUCGACCAAGUUCUCCAACAACGUCCUCGACGCCACCAAGGCCUUCAGCCUCACCCUCACCGAGAAGGCUGACGUGGAUGGCCUACCCGCUUCGGCCUUGGGCCUUGCUGCGCAGUCCGCCAAGGCAGCCGGAGAAGAAGGUGCAACUCCCGAGGAGGGUCCCUGGAGGCUCACCUUGGACAUGCCCAGCUACCUCCCCUGCAUGCAACACCUGAAGAACAGGGAGGUGAGGGAAAAGGUUUACCGCGCCUUCACGACCAGGGCCAGCAGCGUGAGCGUGGGCGAAGACGGCAAGUCCCUCGACAACGAGCCGCACAUCGCUCGCAUACUGGAGCUCAAGAAGACCAUGGCGAGCCUGCUGGGCUACGGGAGCUACGCCGAGGUGUCCUUAGCUUCGAAGAUGGCAGAUAGCGUUGAGGCCGUGGACGACCUGACCGCGAUGCUGAGGGAGAAGAGCUACCCCGCCGCCGAGCGCGAGCUGGAGGAGCUUAGGGCGUACGCCAAGGAAAAGGGGAACGACGAGGAGCUCACGCUUUGGGACGUCGCUUUCUGGCGAGUGAGCGAGCGUCGGAAGGAGGAGCUGUACGCCUUCAGCGAGGAGGACCUCCGGCCCUACUUCUCCCUGCCCGAGGUGCUGGAGGGCAUGUUUGGCUUGGCCGGGCGGCUGUUCGGGGUAUCCAUUUCCCCGGCGGACGGGGAGGCCGAGGUCUGGAACCCGGACGUGAGGUUCUUCAACAUCAAGGACACGGCCUCCGGGGAACACGUCGCGAGCUUUUACCUCGACGCGUACUCGCGGCCGGAGAACAAGCGCGGCGGGGCGUGGAUGGGCGUGUGCAUCGGGGCCAGCAAAGCUCUGGGGAGGAGCCCCGUGGCGUACUUGACCUGCAACGGGUCCCCCCCAGUGGGGGAUACGCCCAGCCUCAUGACCUUCCGAGAGGUGGAAACCUUGUUCCACGAGUUCGGUCAUGGGUUGCAACACAUGCUGACCACCAUGGUCGACGGGGACUGCGCAGGGAUCAACGGGGUGGAGUGGGACGCGGUGGAGCUGCCCUCGCAGUUCAUGGAGAACUGGUGCUACCACAAGCCCACCGUUGACCAGUUUGCGAAGCACCACGAGACGGGCGAGACCCUUCCGAAGGAGCUCUUCGACAAGCUAUGCGCGCAGCGGACGUACAUGGCAGGCUCGGCCAUGCUCAGACAGCUCUACUUCGGACAGCUUGACAUGGAGCUGCACCACCGCUACGACCCGUCGGGGGAGGAGUCUCUGCACGACGCCCAGCGCAGGGUCGCGAAGAAGUUCACGGUGCUGCCCCCCCUCCCGGAGGACCGAUUCCUGUGCGGGUUCGGACACAUCUUUGCGGGGGGUUACGCGGCAGGGUACUACUCGUAUAAGUACGCGGAGGUGAUGUCGGCCGACGCGUUCGCCGCGUUCGAGGAGGCGGGUCUCGACGACGAGGAGGCGGUGUCGAGGGUGGGGAAGCGCUUCAAGGACACCGUGCUGUCGCUGGGAGGCGGCCGGCACCCGUCCAAGGUGUUCCGCGACUUCAGGGGGAGGGAUCCGACGCCGGAGGCGCUGCUGAAGCACUCGGGCCUCGCCACCGCAGCUGUGGCUUAGACUUCGCGCCGCCCCCUGGUCUAACGACCACGGCAUGCACGGCUUUGAUUACACCCCAUCGUGAAGAGGGGGCAGAAAAACGUUUCUUUUCCCCCCACCCGUGCGCUCCGGUUGCUACAGCUAGGGGGUGUGAGGGGGUGGGGGUCAAUCGAUGGCGUUUUUGUUCGUCCAUGAGAGAAACCCGAGGGGGGUGGGGUGUACUCAUAGUCGUGCAUUUGCGGGGGAACUUUGUUUGUGGGGCAUGCGGCGUCUUGUGUGCAUUGGUUAGGGCAGGGCUGACGAUCGCGCCUUUUGGUGCCUCAUUGCUAAUGAUGCUGCUUCGGGUUAGGUCGGAUUUCAUCUAGAGAGGACAGCGGCAUGUCUAUAUUGAUGUACGCGCACUUUUGCCUCGUCUGACAGCAAAAUACGGUCGGUGCCGCCAAGUGAUGACAGCCCAGAAGAUAUGCCGAGCUCCCCUAUACAAGCAUGACGGAUUCAGCGUGUCGAGGGACAAGAAAAACGAAACGCUGCUCUGCUGCUGUGAAGAAUUUGUGUAGACACUGUUUUCGUCGACAUUUUUCUUUCGUGUUCGGCCUCGCGACACACACCACGAGACAUCAUCAUCAGCCGUUCAGCCUCAUCUGGCGCUUGCUUCAUCGGGAGUUGCUGGCUUGUGCCCAGCGAGCACGUAGGAGUCUUCGCCAUGCAGAAAGAAAUGUAGCCCGGCAUUACCGGGUUGCACAUACGUGCGGUGUCGACGACAAUCUCUUUGUUCUUUUUGGUAGCCUUGCGGUCGUUUCAUUCGCUUCCGUGCAAGAAAUCUAGCCCAACGUAGCCGGGUUGCGAAGACGUGCGGGGUCGCUAUGGUCAGUUAUUUUUUGUUCAUUCCGUAGCCGUGCGCUCUUUUGCUUCACUUCCGUUACAAAGGAUGCCCCCGGCCGGCCACAAACGGCAGGGCUUCGGAAUUUUUUGUAGUGUUACCUAUCGAGGUCACGAGCUGCCACGCUACCGAUGAGAUAAAACUGUCGCUAAGAAAGUUAGUGGCGUGCCACUGCCUCUGUACAAGAUACAACACACACAUGUACAGGUAGGUGGGCAGCUUGAUUUUUCGCCUGCGGCUGCGCCUCAGUUGGUGAGUUCUCGCUCGUGGAAGAACCAACACAACGAACACGCGUCUAUGCGACGCUGCGUGCACACAUCACCCCAGCGAGAGAUCAGUAGCCAAUCUCGUCAGGAUCCACGCACAAGCUCUUCGGCACGUACUUUUAUUCUUAUCUCGCCGUGGGGAUAGGCGAAUCUCCUCCCAAAACCCCAAGCACACGUGCACAAUUUUUUCGCCCGGCCAUUCGGUCCUUUUAACACACACACAACAUCAUUAACAGAUUUUUACAUAUUACCGCCCACCGCCCCGUCUUCCCAUACCACCAUGAAAGGAAACAACACAACAUACAAACAGCACAGAAGGACGUACAUAUGGAAGCGAGGGCGAGCGCGUCAUGCGUGUGCUAACAAACAUAUCCGCGAAGCCGCUCUCUCUCUCUCUCACACACACGAGGGAGGGGGGG